Messenger RNA from Batrachochytrium dendrobatidis JAM81, 1035 nucleotides. RefSeq names its product anthranilate phosphoribosyltransferase. Gene Ontology annotation, biological process: L-tryptophan biosynthetic process. NCBI's taxonomy places the organism in Eukaryota, Fungi, Chytridiomycota, Chytridiomycetes, Rhizophydiales. Gene Ontology annotation, cellular component: cytosol. The record is from RefSeq and is a predicted model, not a curated record. Bases 1 to 1035 code for a protein of 344 amino acids. The transcript is spliced from 4 exons. Gene Ontology annotation, molecular function: anthranilate phosphoribosyltransferase activity.
AUGAGCGAUCUUGCAUCUAUUCUUAAAAACCCUCUAUCACUUACACCCGAUGUGGCAGGAAAGAUUACUGCUGAUAUUAUGGCCAAUCAACUGACUCCUUCACAGAUUGGUGGAUUUCUAGUUGCCAUAAAGCUACUGGGUAAAGAGACUGAUCCUGCUACUAUUGCUGCUGUUGCCAAAGCCAUGCAGAGUAAGGCACUCCCAGUUGAGCUGCCAUUUGAUGUAGCUGAUAUUGUUGGCACUGGAGGUGAUGGCCAAAAUACAUUUAAUGUAUCUACCGCUGCAUCCAUCAUUGUUGCUGGAGCUGGAGUAAAAGUUGCCAAGCACGGCAGCAGAGCUUCCUCAUCAACAUCAGGAUCUGCAGAUGUUCUUGAAGCACUAGGUUGCCACUUGGAGUCUGUUUCUCCAACAGCGGUAGGCUCAAUCCUCGACUCGAGUAAUUUUUGCUUCUUAUUUGCUCAGAGUUUCCAUCCAGCCAUGAGACAUGUGGCAGCCUCUCGAAAAGAGCUUGGUGUUCGUACAAUAUUUAACAUGCAAGUGCUUGGGCCGCUCACUAAUCCCGCUCGCCCUUCCAAAAUGGUGGUUGGAGUGUUUUCAAAAGAUAUCGGCCGGAUUAUGGCUGAAGCACUCCACUUGAGCGGAGUUCGGGAAGGAUGGGUAGUGCACGGGCUUGUUGGUUUGGACGAGAUCAGCCCAGAAGGAUCCACUCUGGUAUGGGCAUUUGAUAGUAUGGGAACGAUCACUGAGCGCACUAUUUCUCCUGCUGAUUUCGGACUCGCUGAACAUCCAUUGCGAGAUGUGGUUGGCGGUGAAGCCAAUGAGAAUGCUGCCACAAUGUCAGCAUUACUCGAUAACGCUCUUACUGGUCCAAUAGUGGAUUUUGUGUUGAUGAAUGCAGCAGCGUUACUUUAUGUAGCUGGAGCAGCCUCUAAUCUCAAAGAAGGUGUAGCACUUGCUCGCCAAAGUAUUUCUUCUGGAACAGCUAAACAACAGCUGCAUCAAUUUGCGACGAAAACACAUUUCUAUAAAAAAUGA